Haemorhous mexicanus (house finch) is the source of this 6901-nucleotide messenger RNA. RefSeq names its product exonuclease 3'-5' domain containing 3 (gene EXD3). The record is from RefSeq and is a predicted model, not a curated record. Gene Ontology annotation, biological process: nucleobase-containing compound metabolic process. Bases 614 to 3013 code for a protein of 799 amino acids. Lineage: Eukaryota; Metazoa; Chordata; Aves; Passeriformes; Fringillidae. The transcript is spliced from 22 exons. Gene Ontology annotation, molecular function: nucleic acid binding; 3'-5' exonuclease activity.
AUAAUGGGACAUGGACCGGGAAGGGGGGACACUGAGCCCGGAAUGGGACACGGCCCGCGGCAGGCGGCCGGAGCCGGCGGGGCAGAGCGGUGAGGGCGGCGGCCACAGCUGAGCGGGCGCUAGGGGGUGCUGCUGGCCGAGGGCACCAGAGGGCACCCGACCAGCCUCCCGAAGCGAGCCCGCGGCCAGCGCUGCCGCGGCCAAAGUACCGCUUUGGGAGCUUCUUUGAAUAAAAUAUUUAGCGUAAGUUUAAUGUAGACAGUCUCACGGCUAUGUGGGUGCGAGUUAACUACAGUAAGUACGGUAGCACAGAUGGCGCCGUACUCUGGUAAAUACGGUAGAGUCCUCCGGGCUCGCGCACCCUCCCGGCUCGCGCGCUGCCGCAGGCGACAUCACCCCCUGGCGGCACCGCACGUCGGUGCCCCGGAACAGGAGACCGAUGAGGGCGCGGCGCCGUGCGCGAGACGUUCCGGGGCCGCUGGCGUUUGCGGCGCGGAGCGGCGGGGAAGGCUUUAGGCGGCGGACCGGCGGUGCCAGAAACAAGAGCUUGGGCUGCAUCUCCAAGUUUAGACCUCCAACCUCAGCAUCCUGAUCUGGUGCCACCUUUGGGAGGAUGAAUCAGGACAGUUACUCAAGUGAUCAGCCCACGGGCCAGGACCCACUCGUACUGCUGAAAACCCUUCAGCUUCUCUGGACAAAGCAGGAGCUGGGCAAGCUCAAGGAAGAAAUCAGGCGUGGCUUUGCCAGACUGGAGGACCCUUUGGCAGGACUCCUGGCCAUGCUGGAGAGCAGCAGUGAUUGGAAGGGGAAAAGGCAUUCCCUGGGGUAUUGCAUCACCACGGAGUUGCAGCUUUGGAUAAAAGAACAUCCUGCUGUCCCACAGUCUGGCACCAAGCUGAAGAAGCUGCAGGCCCGUGUGCUCGGAAUGCUCUCCCAGUGCCCAGCUAAUCUGCUUGACCCCCUGAUUAGCAUUUACCAGCUCCACACAGCAGACCGGAACUAUUUGCUUGAACAUGUCAGUCAUCUUUAUCUCCAGGGCAAUUACAAAGAGGCAGCCAUACUGAGUAUUAAGCUGAAAUUACAGCCAGAUCAAGAUGUAGAGAAGAUGUGCACCCCACUACUGCUCCAGGAUAAAGCCAACCUGGUGGAAGAAUACGUGGCAGAAUAUCCAGAGCUCCAGAGGAAGCUCUUGCAGACCCUGGACACGUGGUGUGAGCCCAGCUUCAAUAUCAGAGACAUCAUAAGACCAUAUCAAGGCCUGUCCAAGUACAAACCCGAAAAAUUCAACCGCAGAGUGUUCAGUAAGCUCAUCUUCAGGCUCCUGGAGAGAUUCAACGUUGACUCAGCCCUCUGCCCUAACGUCAUAAAUCAGCGGCACUUGAGAACCCUGAAUUACCUCUUUUACAAGAGAUUUGUUGAGAAAACCAUGACUGAGGAGAAUUGGGCAGACCACAUUCAGAGCACAGUCGGGGAGAACCGGUGGCUCCAAAGACACCUGGUGCAGUCGCUGCUCCGUCACUGCGACGUGCGUGGGGCAGCGCAGUGGGCGCAGCACUGCCGGGUGCCCCCCGAGAUGCUGCCUCAGGCUGUGACUGAGGAGCUUCAGAAGAUGCACAUGCAGGACAGGGUAGAAGAGGUCACAAAAGCAGAUAAUUAUGAGGCCAGUAAGAAGAAGGACUAUUACCAGCUUCCUAUUCCACGGGAAAAUAUUCACUUUCUGCAGACUUGGGAGGAGACACUGCAGUGCUGGGAGAAGGUGCUGCAGGCUGGGCAGGUCGUUGGUGUGGACAUGGAGUGGAAGCCUUCCUUUGGCAUGGUGGGGAAGCCCCGUGUUGCCCUCCUGCAACUUGCAGUGAAGGAUGAGGUGUUCCUGUUGGACCUGCCAUGGCUCCUUGAGCAAGCCGAGGCUGAGGGGGAAAAGGAGAAGCUUCCCCAUUUCAUCCAGAUGCUCUAUUCAGAUGCAGCCAUUACUAAACUAGGUUAUGGGAUGUCUGGAGACCUCAGCAGCCUUGCAGCCACAUGUUCUGCUCUGAAAGACACAGAGAAGCAAAUGCAAGGUGUGGUGGAUCUUCUUGCAGUGGACAAACAACUGCAGUGGGGGAAGGACAGCAGGAAGGUCGAUGGACUGUCCCCAGAACACAGCCUCGAGGAGAGAGGGGUCAGGCAGCCGGAGAAGGGACUCAGCCUCCUGGUGCAGCAUGUGCUGGGGAAGCCUCUGGAUAAAACAGAGCAGCUGUCAAACUGGGAGAAGAGGCCGCUCCGGGAGGAGCAGAUCCUCUAUGCAGCCUCAGAUGCCUACUGCUUGCUGGAGAUCUAUGAGAGGCUCUGCAAGGAUCCCGAGAGCUUCGGUCUGGGUUCAGACCUUACUGAGAGUCUGGUGGGGAAACAGAGCAAAAAACCCAGGGCUAAGAAGCAGCUGAAUAAACAAGCACCAUCACCUUCUGGACAGGAAUUCCAAGGACCCAGAAUGGAGCCUUCACGCCCUCCUGCCCCUAUCUCCCCCCAGGAGUUCAGCGUGGUCUGUGACAACAUGCUGCAGGGCCUGGGACGCUACCUGCGCUGCUUGGGCGUGGAUGUCCGGCUGCUGGACAAUGAGGAUGACCACAGGAAAGCUGCUGAAAUUGCCCGACAGGAAGGAAGAGUCAUUUUGACCUCUGGACUCCCAUAUCAGACUCUGCGCUCCCAGGUGGGAGAAGGAAGGUGUUUCUCUGUGAACUGCUCCCAGAAGGCGAAGGAACAGGCGCUGCAGGUGCUGAAGCACUUCAACGUGCAGGUGUCCCUGGGUGACAUCUUCAGCCGCUGCCAGCCUGGGAAGCCCACAGGGAAGUCUGAGCCAUGGGAUGCAGGUGUGCAAUUGCAACAAGUACCUGAAGGUCUCACGGGAGAGGAUGAAGCAGCUGGUGGAGAGCAGCAGACAAGUGUCAGGGGAACACAGUGCAGGGUGCAACAGAAUAACAGGAGCAUCUUCAUGUGCUCAAGCAGAUCAGGGAUGGACCAGGGGCUGCAGUGGUGAGACCAGCCAGAAACAACCCCCCCAGGCUCAGCUGGGUCGUGCUCUGCCAGCUUUCCCUCUUCAGUGGAAUUCACUUGCUCAUUUGGAAAAGCAGGACAGGUCUGGGACCCGGUGACAUUGCUGUGUGUGCUGGCUUGCAGAGCUCUGCUGUGCCUGCUGACAGGCACGCUGCGCCCAGCAUGCCCCAGGAAGGAGCUGGGGGCCAUUCAGAGCCAAGGACCAUUGCAUGCUGCUGCCCAGCACUAGGUACAGGGGCUGGCAGGGUUCUCUUCACAGCGGCACGGGGAGAUGAGAGCAGCUGGAGCUGCCUCUUGCUUGAGCUCAUCCUCCCUCCUCCACCCUGGGAACAUCUUAAGAUCACGGCCAGGCUGCUGCAGCCCAGGUUGCACAAUCCCGGGUCCUUUGUCCUUUGCUUAUCUGCCUUAUCAAGGAGGAAAAGAUAACCAGGCAUCUUCAGUGCCCUGCAAUCAGCACAUUUCUCAGGCUCGUAACUCCUCUUAUCAGGCUGAUCUCUCACCGAGGCAAAGGUUUCCCGUGCACCUUUGUACUCCAAGAAUGCUCGCAGGUCUGCGUUCAGCCUUGUGCAAAGCCUCGACAAAGCUGCGAGCUUUCUCCCCAGCCCCCCAGCCCCGGCUGCGGCUGAGCCCUGCACACCGCUGCGAUGGCUCUGGCUGUGGCGGGGGCAGGGCUCGGGGCUGGCACAGGGCUCGGGGCUGGCACAGGGCUGCCGGACCCACAGCCUCUCCAGAGGCAGCAGGAGCUGCCAGGUGCUUGCCUGAGCCAGCUGGGACAGGCACCCAGCUCCUCACCCCAAGGCCUUGGUUCGGGCAGGCGUGACACAGAGGGAUCUGGGCUAGAAACAGGGCCCGUGGGGCAGGAUUUUGGGCAGAAGUACCUGGCUCCCUGGGAAGUUUUUGGCUACCACCCUGAUACUGAAACCCUGGGGGUGCCCAGGGCUCACACAGUGGGGACAGGUUGCUCCCAGCCAAAUCAGGGCUGGGUGGGCUGCGAAAGGGGAAUGGGCACAGGUUCAAAAGAGGAUUGCCCUGAUCCUGCUCUGACCCAUCUUUCCAAGCCCUGCUGUGCCCCCCUGUCCUGCUGGGAAGUCCCGGUGCUGUCCCAGUAGUGCUGACCCAGCAUUCCAGCAUUGCAGCUGACACAAUAGGCUGGAGGGACUACAGUUCACCAGUGUCAUCAUCACGGUGGCCUUUCAAUGUGACCCCCACUAAGAGCCCCUCUGUGUGGGGGAAUGUGCAUCCCCUUGCCCACAGUGGGCAGCCCCUGUCCUGUCCCAUGUCCAUCCCGCUGGGCUCAGCCCCAUGUCCAUGAGCAGGACCUUGCAGUGAGGCACAUGAAGCUGCAGUUCCUGUCUCAUCCCUAUCUCGGGACAGGUCACUUUGCCCCCACAGCCUCCCUGUGGCAAUAGUUCAGGGUUUUUGUGGGACUACCAGAGUGAUCCCGGUGGCUGUGGGUCCCAGAGGCUGCCAUGUCCCCCCAGGUGAAUGGACUGUUGGUCCCUUGGACUGCCCAGAGCCUGUUCAGUGCCCAGGCUGUGGGAUUGGCCUGUGGCGUGGGUCGGCCCCACUGUCUUGGUGCUGGUGAUUGGGGAUGAAAGAAGGAGAUCCAAUCCAGGCUGGGGAGCUCCUGCUGCACCCACCUCAUGGAGCAUGGGGCCACCCCACCCUGGGGCAUACAGUAGGGGCUUGAGCACAAAGCAGGGCUGCUGCAGAGGUGACAAGUGUGUGCAGGGGUGGGAUCCCACCACUGAGAGUGGCCCUGCUUAGCUCAGGAAAGAACCUGAUGCAGAAAUAAGCAGAAUGGGGGUGCUUCAGCAUCCCCUCUCCCCUGGACAUGGCAGCAUUUGCUGGCGGUGAGACGUCAUGGUGGGAAGAGCAGCAGUUUUUGCUGUUCCCAUGGGAUUAAUUCCCACAGGUAAGCAGGGGUGGGCAGGAGCUGUGAGUGGGAAGCACGUGCGAGGCCACGAGGAGAUGGCUCUUGUGCUGAGCACUGCCCAGCUGGGGACAGUGCCUGGGGACAACUGUUGCUGCCUGUGGAGCUCUGCAGCACUCACGUGGGGGUGCCCAGCUCUGGGGGGCUGGGGGCUGUAGGGCUCGGCCCCUCACCCAGGGUCUGUCAUCUCCAGGGUGACCCAGCCAAGAGGAGGAGAGGUGGGUGAGAGGCAAAGGGGUUUUUAUUUUCAAGAUGUUUUAUAACGGGAUUAUUAGUUCCCAAUAAGUGUUUUGAAUUGAUUCGGUAAGGAAUGGCUUUCCUUUCUGCUCCAUGGGGAUGUGGUGGGAAUCCAGCCCUUGGUGUGAACGUCACAGAGCUCUGCAAGCCACAGAUCUGACAAGCUCCCAGCACAUGGGAAGGAUACGCUGGGCUCCCCAUGCACCCUACACAUGCCUUUUGCUCCAUCUCUGCUGGAACUCCGGGGUGUGCAGCAUCCAGGCAAGCUGGGACGCAGUCCCAAGGAAGCCAUGGCUCCACUGGGGAGGCCUCUGCUUGUCUGAAAGGGGAGAAAAAAAACCCUCCCUCAAACCCCCCCCCGCCCCCGUUUUCCCCUGGAAACCCCUGCUUUUCUGGGGGACCCAGCCUUUCCCAGCUCAGUUUUCCUGUGUGUCCAGCUGGCAUCCUGUGCGUGGCGCCUGGUGGCCCUUUCACCCUGUCGGUGAAGAGAGCACAGGCAUCUUCAAAAGCCCUGGGAAGAAUUUGGUGGGAGGGGGAGAAGGGGUUUUACAAGCUCCCAUUCAGAAAUGGUCACUUUGAAGUGAUGUAGCAUUUUCAACCCUUUGAAGAGCCACAAUUAGGAGGGGGCUGGUGCAAGCAAAGGCAAAACUACGGGGUGACCAUCACGGCCUUUCUCUCCUCAGGCUUUUAAGGGAUGAACUUUCCCUCCCUGCCUGCCUUUUUCCCACGAGCCCAGGGGGUGGGAUUGGGGUGUUUUGGGGGAGCUGGAGGUUUCCCAUUCCCCUGUGCAGGAAAGGAGGGGUUUGCCAUUGGCUUUGCCCACCAGCAGCAGGACAGCAGAGGGAGUGUGUUGGAAGAGAGAGCAAAUUACUCCAUAUCCCUGCAGGCACACGGAAUGGCAGUGUCCUGUCAGUGUGCUGGUGCCAUGCUCUGGCCAGGGAAAUUUUAGGGUCCAUGAUGGGGAAAGCUGUUGGCCAUGGGUGCUGCGUGCUGUCAGUGUCAUUUCCAUUGCAUUGGAUCUAAAAGUCCCACCCAAGGUUGAUGUCCCUCCCUUCAGGGUCUGGGGCACGAGAGCAGAGAGGAUGGGAGAAAAAAGGGUGCCCAGGCUGAGGCCACCCUAUGCCACCAAACACAGUAGUGGCACAGGGCAGAGCGGGGGUGGGAACAGCAUGAGGACAGAGCCGCUGUUCUUGCCUUGGAGAUCUGCCACCCGCUGGCAGGCUUUAUCCUGGAGAAACCCCUGGGAAAUGGACUCCUCCUCCACAUCCCUGCUCUGGGUGGCUCAGGAAUCUCCCGAGAGCAGCCUGGGUGUUUCACCACUUGCCAGAAAUUUGAGAAAAUGGGAAACUGAGGUCGUUGUUUUCCCUUUAGGAUAGAUGUCAGUGUCCAAAGCAGAUGUGGAGGGUGAAGGAAAGGCCUAUCCGUGAGUGAGGCCAUAGGGCACUUGUUCAGGGCACAGCCCUGAUUAACCCAGCUCUUGCCCAGUAUCUCAGAUGGGGCUUGGGGCUGCUUCCCCUUGUGCUGUGGCAGCAAACCCCAAACUGGUGCUGCUGCUCGGCAAUGUGGUGGUGAAGAGCUGGCCUGCAAAUCCCCCAUGAAAACAUCCCCAGGGACAGCCAUGACCCUGAACAUGGCUGUUGGUGUGCUGGGAACUGGGGGUGACUGUGCUCCACCAGCUCGGGCUGGUAAUCUGCCCUGGGG